CCAAAUGUCUCUUAAAUCUAUCACCCUUUUCCUAUGUCUUGUUUAUAGCUUCUUUGAGACGUCGUUUUCAGCUUAUUUAGCACCCAUUGCAGUUGAUUUUGCUACCAGGCAGUACACAAUAUCAAUUUACAUUAAAACGCCUCCCCAGCCCACAAAUUUACUUUUUGAUCUUGGUGCUUCUUUCAGCUGGGUUGACUGUACCCAUAACUACAGUUCCUCUACGUAUAAGUCCAUUCCGUGCAGUUCCUCUCUUUGCAAUUCGCUCGGUUCACAUGCAUGUUCCAACUGCUUCCGUUUGCCCGGUCCGGGUUGUUCCAACGACUCGUGCAUACUUUUCCCUGUAAACUCAGUGACUCGGAGAUCAACAAUGGCGAAUGCACUGACUGAUUGGCUUUCUCUACCCCACACCGAUGGACGUAACCCUGGACAACUCGGUGCUAUCCCCGAGUUCGUAUUCUCAUGUUCCAAAAAGAAGUCUUUACUUAAAGGCCUUGUUAAAGGGGUGGUCGGUGUAGCCGGUCUGGACCGGUCUAACUUUUCUCUCUCAGCGCAGAUUAGCAACACCCUCUCCUCUCCUAACUUAUUUGCACUUUGCCUGUCCGGCUCACCCUCGGCUCCGGGUUUGGUAUUCUUGGGUACUAGAGGGCCAUACUAUUUUUAUCCACAAAUUGACCUCUCAAAAUAUCUUAUUUACACUCCACUCCUGUCAAAUCCGUUGAGAAGCUCUCUAGAAAUUUACAGGUACCCCUCGGCUGAGUAUUUCAUUGGUUUGACUUCCAUAAAAGUCAACGAAAAAGUUGUACAAUUUGAUCCAAGACUUCUCAAUAUCGACCCAAAUGGCUUUGGUGGGACCAAGCUGAGCACCGUAACUCCAUACACCAUGCUACAUUCUACAAUUUUCAAGGCUCUCACCAACGCAUUUGUAAAUGAAUCAUCUGCGCUCAAUCUCACAAUGACAGAACCAGUAAAGCCGUUCAGUGUGUGUUACAAUGCAGACGAUGUUCGUGACACGAGCCUAGGACCUGCUGCUGUAACCAUUGAUCUCGUUAUGCAGAGUGAUGAUGUGUUUUGGAGAAUCUUUGGAUCGAAUUCGAUGGUCAGAAUUGUACGUGAAGGAAUUGACGUGUGGUGCCUAGGGUUUUUGGAUGGUGGAGCCAACAUGCGAACCGCGCUUGUGAUUGGAGGGCACCAAAUGGAGGACAAUUUGCUGCAAUUUGAUCUAGACAACAAUAGACUAGGGUUUAGUUCUUCUGUUUUAGCACAUGGUACAAUGUGUGCCAAUUUCAAUUUUACAACAAAUAGUAACUUAGGAUGAGCAAUUGCACUCUUCUUGGACAAUGUUAAGUAUGCUAAAUAUUACAUG
Olea europaea var. sylvestris is the source of this 1363-nucleotide messenger RNA. RefSeq names its product basic 7S globulin 2-like. Gene Ontology annotation, biological process: proteolysis. Gene Ontology annotation, molecular function: aspartic-type endopeptidase activity. The record is from RefSeq and is a predicted model, not a curated record. The transcript has a single exon. Bases 5 to 1315 code for a protein of 436 amino acids. NCBI's taxonomy places the organism in Eukaryota, Viridiplantae, Streptophyta, Magnoliopsida, Lamiales, Oleaceae.